AUGAGCAAAGCUAGGGUUAGUCCACUUGAAAGAGAACCACUCCUCAACCAUAACCAAAAGACCCAAACAAUUCCAUACAAACAUGCUGUUUUCAAGGCUACAUAUAGGUAUGUUGCUGUGGGCAAUGAACCCUUCCUCCAGACAUACAAUGGCACCUUCUCACUAGUCACCCUGCCUGCCUUGCAGAAUGUUCAGAAAGCCUUAAAUGAGGUUGGGCUUGGAAACCGUAUCAAAGCAACUGUUCCAUUCAAUGCUAAUAUCUACAAUUCCCCUGUUUCAAAGCCAGUCCCUUCUGCUGGUGACUUCAGGUCAGACAUAUGUGAACUUACAAUUGAAAUAGUUCAGUACCUCAAUGAGAAUGAUGCCCCUUUCAUUGUUAAUAUCUACCCAUUCCUUAGCCUCUAUGACAAUGAAUACUUCCCUGUGGACUAUGCUUUCUUUGAGGGGUCAGACAAUGGAAACUAG
Messenger RNA from Telopea speciosissima, 465 nucleotides. RefSeq names its product glucan endo-1,3-beta-glucosidase 8-like. Lineage: Eukaryota; Viridiplantae; Streptophyta; Magnoliopsida; Proteales; Proteaceae. Gene Ontology annotation, molecular function: hydrolase activity, hydrolyzing O-glycosyl compounds. The transcript is spliced from 2 exons. Gene Ontology annotation, cellular component: plasma membrane. The record is from RefSeq and is a predicted model, not a curated record. Bases 1 to 465 code for a protein of 154 amino acids. Gene Ontology annotation, biological process: carbohydrate metabolic process.